AUGGGCAGAACUAAUGUGUUAGCUGACAACACGCGCGAAUCACUAGACGUCGUGCGGAAUUGUGUUUUUUUUUGUUUCUUUUUCUUUCUUCCUUUCUGUCUUUCUCAUCAUUUGUUUGUUUGUUUCUUGUGUUAUUUUAUUUCUUUCUUUCCCUCUUUCUUUCUUAUCUUUUGUUUGUUUGUUUCUUUCUUUAUUCCUUUAUACCUUUCUUUAUUCCUUUAUACCUUUCUUUCAUUCUUUCUUUCUUUCUUUUUUCUUUCUUUCUUUUUUUCUUUCUCGUCUUUUGUUUGUUCCUUUCUUUUGUUUUCUUUCUUUCUUUCUUUCUUUCUUUCUUUCUUUCUUUUGUUUUGUUGUUUCUUUCUUCUGGCGUUUUCUUUCUCAUUUUGCUUGUUUGUUUCGAUCUUUCUUUCUUUCUUUCAUUCUUUCUUUCUUUCUUUCUUUCUUUCUUUCUUUCUUUCUCAUCUUUUGUUUUUUUGUUUCUUUUGUUUCCUUUCUGUCUUUCUCAUCUUUUGCGACUGGUUUCUUUCUUUCUCAUCUUUUGUUUGUCUCUUGCUUUUCUCGGUUUCUUUCUUUCUUUCUUUCUUUCUUUCUUUCUUUCUUUCUCAUCUUUUUUUGUUUGUUUCUUUCUUUUGUUGUUUCCUUUCUGUCAUUCUCAUCUUUUGUUUGUUUAUUUGUUUCUUUCUCAUCUUUUGUUUUUCUCUUUCUUUUCUCGUUUUUUUUCUUUUUUUUUUUUUCUUUCUUUCUUUCUUUCUUUCUUUCUUUCUUUCUUUCUUUCUUUCUUUCGUUUCUUAUUUCAAGUCUUUUAUCACCUCUUUUCUUUUCUCUCCUUCUUUCAUGUCUCCCUAUUUCAAUGAUCUUUGUCUUGCAAUUCUUUCUUUCUUUUUCUAUAGGAAUCCUUUCUUUAUUGACACUCUCUUUCAUCUUCAUUCCUGCUAUGAUUCGUCCUUCAUGUAUUUUACAAUUCCUUUACGUCAGCCAUUUUUUCUCUCUCUCUCUCUACCUCGCCGUCAUUACUGUCUUCAAAACAAAUAA
Molecule: messenger RNA, 1032 nt
Organism: Acanthosepion pharaonis
Lineage: Eukaryota; Metazoa; Mollusca; Cephalopoda; Sepiida; Sepiidae
Source: the annotation of a GenBank genome assembly